Myxocyprinus asiaticus (Chinese sucker) is the source of this 1404-nucleotide messenger RNA. RefSeq names its product SNARE-associated protein Snapin-like. Gene Ontology annotation, molecular function: SNARE binding. Gene Ontology annotation, cellular component: BORC complex; BLOC-1 complex; synaptic vesicle. Gene Ontology annotation, biological process: lysosome localization; endosome to lysosome transport; regulation of synaptic vesicle exocytosis. The record is from RefSeq and is a predicted model, not a curated record. The coding region runs from base 48 to 437 and encodes 129 amino acids. The transcript is spliced from 4 exons. Lineage: Eukaryota; Metazoa; Chordata; Actinopteri; Cypriniformes; Catostomidae.
UACGCAGUGAGUCGUGCUAGUCAAAUCAAAGCUCAAACUGAGCAAAGAUGGCAGCGCUAACAGUAGCGGAAACCCCUUCAGGAAAAGAUGCUCUCGCCGAGGGUUUGCUGGACCUCUUGAGACCAGCUGUACAACAGCUUGAUUUACAUGUGCAUUCAGUCAGAGAAAGCCAAGUGGAACUGAGGGAACACAUCGACAAUUUAGCAUCUGAGUUGUGUAGGAUUAAUGAGCACCAGAAAGUGGCACUAGAUCUAGACCCAUAUGUUAAAAAACUUCUGAAUGCGAGGCGAAGAGUGGUGCUUGUCAACAACAUUCUCCAGAAUGCACAGGAACGUUUGCGAAGGUUAAACCAUAAUGUUGCUAAGGAGACAGCUCGCAGGAAGACCAUGCUUGAGGCAUCUGGAGCAUUUUCCUCCCGGUCCCCUAGCAAACCAUGAUGUCCUGGAUCUCAGAUACUGGGAAUGCACCAUAACACUGUGCUCAAUGCCACAGUCCAGUGCUGUAAAUGAGCAAAAUCCUCCUGCAUCAUUAAAAGGCACUGGGCUUAGCAAAGCACUGGCUAUAGCAGCAAACUGCAACAUUAAUGUUAGCCUGUUCAUUUAAGAGUAGUCAGGGGGACAACAGUGUUCAUAUGCACUCAUUUCUUUGUGGACCUAUAAUAUUUUGUAUGAAAGGAUUGACUUAAUAUAAUAAAUUUAACUGAAAUCUGCACUCUCAUAGUAAAGACGUGAACUUGCAAUUUAUUUGCAAAUUAAGCGUUCAAAUAUUUAUAGGUAUUUGUCAGUACUGUCAGAUAUAAUAUUUAGACCUAACAUGUUUGUAAGUCUCCUAUUAGCAUCUUUGAUCUAAAAAUAAAAAAUGUAGUUUUGAAAAUUUUUCUGAACAUCUUGAAAAUAUUCAGUUAGCAUUAAAGUUUGUUAUUUUCAUUCCAUAUUUUUGGUCUCAGUCCGCCACCCGGUUCAUCCUCCGCCACCCGGAUUGAAUCACUACACGACCACAAGGACUUAAAAAAGCACACUGGGAAUUGGGCAUUCCAAAUUGGGUGAAAAAGGGGAAAAAAUUGUUUUUAAAUGUGUCUGCGGACAUUGACGCUUUUCACCUGUCAAUCAUUUUGCUCGUUCUCAUAGUUUUGUAUUUGAAGCGAAUCAUUGAGGCUAUGAUUCAUAAUGUUUGUCAGUUGAGGGCGCUGUUGUGCCACUGUUGAAUUUGACAGCCACAGGAACAAACAAUGCUGCACUUUUGCUUGGUUUUGGUCUCAAAAUUAUCUUUGGAGGGCAGGGUUUUGGAUUGAGGGGGCGUGGCUAAUUCAACAGCUCAGUCACGUGAAAGCUUCAGAAAACUAAAAUCGCUUGCAGCACCUUUAAGAAAGCUAAUAAAACUUGUAUUAUUUGUUCUUAAACAGUG